This is a messenger RNA of Sclerotinia sclerotiorum 1980 UF-70, 1758 nucleotides long. RefSeq lists its product as hypothetical. Gene Ontology annotation, molecular function: single-stranded DNA binding. Gene Ontology annotation, cellular component: RNA polymerase III complex. The coding region runs from base 1 to 1758 and encodes 585 amino acids. Lineage: Eukaryota; Fungi; Ascomycota; Leotiomycetes; Helotiales; Sclerotiniaceae. The record is from RefSeq and is a predicted model, not a curated record. Gene Ontology annotation, biological process: DNA-templated transcription. The transcript is spliced from 5 exons.
AUGUCUAGAUCAAAACAUGCAGUUGAGCUCUGCUCUCUGCUCGUCGAUGAUAUUUACGGCGAACUGUCCUCUCGCAUUUUCACUAUUUUACUUCGCAGGGGGAGAUUAUCUAUGAUUGCGCUCAAACGACACACCCAACUCACAACGCGACAAUUGAAGCUCGGAUUAACGGUCCUCGUUCGACAAAAUCUGGUUUACCAUAACUCAGACGAAGGGGCUGACACCAAUUACGAAGCAAACAUCGAUGCCGCGUAUGCUCUAGUUAGGUCUGGCAAAAUCUUGGAAAUUGCAGAAGAACGCUUUGGAUCUGUUGCGGCCGAGAUCAUGGGACAGUUGGUGCUUUUGGGUCAUGCCAAGGUAUCCGACAUAAUUGCGGAAUUGAAUAAGAGCCACGAUACACGCGCCAAUGGCAACGGAAUCAAUGGCGCCACAAAUGGCAAUGGCGUUCAUUCGUAUCACUCGGGUCAAUUGAACUAUAUUUUGAUUCAGUUGCUAGAACAAGGAUUUAUUCAACCUGUCGGCCGGAAUAUGUUUCGAAGCCCGACGGAUAGCUACAAUGCGGUUGAGAAGGCCCUUCUUCAUGAGGAUUAUGGAGGAGCCACGAGAGGAACGAAGCAAAAGGAAGAGUUAAGAUCCAGAAUUCGGCAACGAUUACAAGACUUGAGAGCUGAGGUUCCAAAUUGGAAGCCAGUUGGUUACAACAGGCCUUCUGCCAAUGGCCACCUGAACGGCACUGCUUCAAAACGAAGAAGGCUCUCCCACAAUGGCACUGCUUCUAACGGAUAUGAUUUUGGCGAUGACGAAACUAACAGGCUUGAUGGAAAUUUAGUUUUGCGCAUCAACCAUGAAAAAUGCACUGUCUUCUUGAGAAAUCGACGACUUGUUGAGCUUGCAAACAACCGGAUCGGCGUAACUACAUCGUAUAUUUAUGCGGAACUCCUUCGACUCAUGGCAGAACAAAUUCCUAGAUGUCGACGCGAUCCGAAGAUUGAUGAUGCUGUGGAUGACCCUGAUGGACCUUCAAUUAUAAUAACAACGCAGGAAUUAACCGAUGCUUUAAGUAAAACAAUCAACGUAUCUACAGGGAUUGGCAAAGCUACCAGCGAAAAUACUGAUACUUCCAAGCUUGACAAGCUUCAGAAUGGCCGAAAGAGAAAAGCCCGAGAGGUAGAAGAUGAUGCGAGUUCAGAUGAGGAGUCAGAGGAUGACCAUAAGUCUUUCGUUAAUGGAAACGGACAUGCGAUGGACAUUGACGAUGACCCUUUUGCAGAUCAACCCAGGGUCAACACAAACAAACGAGCCGUCACUUUCCAAGACCAAGAGAGGGCCCCUCCACCAACGGAGAGCCGGCAAGCCCGAAUGAUGCAUGUGAUGAGUCAUCUUCAGUUAUUAGCUGCCGAUGAUUGCCAUCUAUUGCGAAAGUGCGGCAGCCGGCAAAUGGGCGAGUGGACAGUCGAUUUUGAGCGUGUGGUUGAGCGGCUUCGAGAAUUAGAAAUAGACUCGAUUAUAUAUGAGAAUUUUGGCCAGAUUGGUCAUCGGCUUAUACGAGUUAUGAGGAAGAUGGGAAAGCUUGAAGAAAAGCAUAUUGCCAAGGUAGCAUUGGUUAAACAGCAGGACUCCCGGACCAAACUUGUGGAAAUGCAAAUGCAUGGCAUGGUUGAUGUUCAGGAAGUUCCCAGGGAUGCCGGCCGCAUGAUUGCGUUUUUCAGGAUUAUUAACCAUGAUAGCGGGUUUGGUUUGGUACUUGAGCGUUCUUAA